Messenger RNA from Rhopalosiphum padi (bird cherry-oat aphid), 2027 nucleotides. RefSeq names its product myrosinase 1-like. The coding region runs from base 134 to 1711 and encodes 525 amino acids. The record is from RefSeq and is a predicted model, not a curated record. NCBI's taxonomy places the organism in Eukaryota, Metazoa, Arthropoda, Insecta, Hemiptera, Aphididae. Gene Ontology annotation, biological process: carbohydrate metabolic process. Gene Ontology annotation, molecular function: beta-glucosidase activity. The transcript has 12 exons.
GCCUAUGUAUAAUUAUUAGAAUAUUAUUCGACGCUCGUCUAUUUAAGCGUUUUGAAUUCUAUAAAAUAUAUUUUUAGUAAUUUAAAUUAAAUUCAUAACACUUAUUUAAUAUUAAUUUCAAGAUCUGUUAAAAAUGGCAAAUGAAGAAGCAAAUCCCGACAGUUUCGUUUCAACAAAGCAAUUUCCUGACAAUUUUCUUCUCGGGACAGCGACUGGAUCUUACCAAGUAGAAGGAGCUUGGAAUGAAGAUAAGGCGGAAUCAAUCUGGGACCAUUAUUUCCAUUCCAAUGAAGCAAACAAGUCGUUCAGAUACUUCUUAGACUUACCGGAAUCAGUAAUCGAAAAACACAUACAGAAGGGUGUCAAACCUAGAUUAGCUGAUUUAUAUAAGGGAAUGGGAGUAUACGAAUUUCCAUCAUCUGCGAUUGAAGACGGUACACAUUUUAAUUUCAACGGAGAUGUAGCAGCGGAUACGUACCACAAAACAGAUGUAGAUGUCAAACUUCUCAAGGAAUUGGGUGUUCAAGUUUAUCGAUUUUCAAUAAGUCCAACUAGAAUUAUACCAAUGGUUCACGAUCAUUUACCAGGAAAAGCCGGACUAGAUUAUUAUAAUAAUCUAAUUGACAAAUUAAUUGAAAAUGGAAUCAUACCAAUGGUAUCGUUGUACCAUUAUGAUAUGGGAGAAGCUUUCAAUAAACUUGGAGGACUAGCGAAUUCGGCUAGUUAUAUAUUUUAUGAAAAUUAUACGAGAAUCUGUUUCGAGAAUUUCGGAGACAGAGUAAAAUAUUGGACAACAACUGCAGACAUACAUUUAGCGGCUGAAGGAUAUGGUUCUGAGCAUUUUGCUCCGGGUUACCAAGAACCAUUAUUUAGUGGAUAUUCAGAUUAUCAAGCAUUACAUCACUGUCUUAUUACGCAUGCAAUGGUUAAUAAAUUAUAUCAAGAAGAGUUCAAAGAAAAACAAAAAGGACAAAUCAGCUUAGCUAUGGAUGGAGUUUGGUUCUACCCUCAAGACCCAAAUAAUCCAGAACAUCAAAAAUCUGCUGAAACCGCAAGAAUGUCAACAUUUGGUUUGAUAGCACAUGUAUUAUCCACUGGACAGUACCCAGAAGAAUUUUUAGAGUCUGUUGCUAGGACUAACAAACAAGAAAAAAUACGAGUCGACCGAGUUAAACAAUUUACAAAAGAUGAACAAGAAUUAAUUAAAGGAUCAUUCGAUUUUGUUUUAUUCAACUAUUAUAAUAGUGUGAAAGUACGUCCACUGACCGAUGAAGAAUUUGCUGCUGAACCUAAUCUUAAAAGAAGAGAUCGAGGAUAUUUCAUCGACGUACAUAGUACCACACAAACUGAAGUUUUUGAAGGAUUUUUAAAUUGCCUGAAAUGGAUUAAUGAGAAAAUGAAUAAUCCAAAAAUAUUUAUCGGUGAGAACGGAUUUCCUGAGGAAGAUGGCAUCGAUGAAAGUGAAAAAAAAAUAGCUUAUCAUACUGGCAUUUUGAACAAAUUACUUGAAGCAUUGGAUGAAAACAUAAAUGUGUUUGGAUACUGUGUGUGGUCGUUUAUAGAUACACUGGAAUUCACAUUUGGCUAUUGGAAGAAAUUUGGAAUUUAUGCGGUAGACUUUAAUGACGAAUCAAGACCACGUUCAAAGAAAAAGAGUUUCCCUUUUUUUCAACAAUUGUUCAGAACAAAGAAAUUACAAAUAAGCAAUUAAUAAAAUAAUAUUAAAAUUGAAUGAAGAAAAAUAAUAUUAAAAAAUAUAAUUAAAAAUAUUUUUGAUAGUUAAAGCUGAUUUACUGUGCCAAAACAUAUUUUUACUUUUACUCAUUAUAUAAUAUAUUGUAUACUAUAAAUAAUAAUAGUGCAUAAUAUGAAAUAGUAUAAUACCGACAUUGGGUUUUAAUUAAUAGAAUUUGUAGUUUUAUAUUAGACACUGUCGGCAUUUGUUGUUGAUUAUUCUGUAUUCUGAUGGCUCACAGAUCACCUUGAUUUCUUGUAUUUAAUUUAUAAAUAAAAAUAGUUGGUAUAAU